Molecule: messenger RNA, 474 nt
Organism: Acyrthosiphon pisum (pea aphid)
Lineage: Eukaryota; Metazoa; Arthropoda; Insecta; Hemiptera; Aphididae
Exons: 2
Coding region: 107-355 (82 amino acids)
Biological process (GO): proteolysis
Molecular function (GO): serine-type endopeptidase activity
Source: RefSeq, a predicted model, not a curated record
UAUACUUUUACAGGUUGUUGGUUGGGGAAGAACGGAAAAAGACAUUCCAAGUCCCAUUUUAUUAGAAGCAUCUUUACCAUAUAUCAAUCAUAGUACUUGCCGGAAAAUGUUUAAAGACGGAUUUGAACGAUUUGUGACUAUUGAUAAGUUUUGUGCCGGUUCUUCAGUGGUUUCAGGACAAUCGGUGGGUCAGGGAGAUAGCGGCGCUGGAUUAUGUUUUUUCCACUAUGAUUCUUAUUAUUUAACCGGAGUAGUGAGUGUCAAGGAUCCAGAUUCAAAUAAAUAUAUCGCAGUUUUUACAGAAAUUAAGUACCAUAUUCAAUGGAUUCGUGGACUGUAUACAAGAUAUAACUAAGUUCAAUAAUAUUAUUGUACCUAAUUUUAUUAAAAUAAUGUAAUACAAUAUUCUGUUAUGAAAACACACUUAGUGACUCCGCAAUAAAUAAAAAUAACGAGACUAAAUAAUUUUGGCUC